Molecule: messenger RNA, 2699 nt
Organism: Heterobasidion irregulare TC 32-1
Lineage: Eukaryota; Fungi; Basidiomycota; Agaricomycetes; Russulales; Bondarzewiaceae
Exons: 18
Coding region: 14-2455 (813 amino acids)
Biological process (GO): proteasome-mediated ubiquitin-dependent protein catabolic process; ubiquitin recycling
Cellular component (GO): cytoplasm; nucleus
Molecular function (GO): ubiquitin binding
Source: RefSeq, a predicted model, not a curated record
AUCAGUUCUCCUCAUGCCGUUCAAGUUGUCGGCGACACUCUCAUCUCACAAGUCUGACGUCCGAGCUGUUGCAUCCCCAACAGACAAUCUUGUCCUCUCAGCUUCACGCGAUUCCACUGCGAUCGCAUGGAUUAGAGACCCAGCACACUCGUUCUCACCCGCAUCCGUUUUCCGUGCAGGAGAACGGUUCGUCAAUUCAGUGACUCACCUACCACCGACCGCAGAAGCCCCGCACGGAUUUGUUGUCACUGGCGGCCAGGAUGCUAUAAUCAAUGUCUGGGCCCUUGAGGGGAACAGUGAAGAGCCCAAGUAUUCCCUGCUCGGCCAUACAGAUAAUGUGUGUGCCUUGCAUGCAAGCGUAGAUGGGAGAAUUAUAUCUGGGUCAUGGGAUAGAACCGCCAAGGUCUGGAAAAGCUUUCAGUUGGCCUAUGACUUGUCUGGGCACACACAGUCAGUGUGGGCCGUUCUAGUUGUCGAUGAUGAUCAGUAUUUGACCGGCUCGGCCGACAAAACCAUUAAGCUAUGGCAGCAGCACAAAUGCCUAAGAACGUAUCAUGGCCACAAAGAUGCUGUACGCAGCAUCGCAUUGGUGACUGACAUAGGUUUCGCCUCAGCUUCCAAUGACAGUGAGAUCUGCAUAUGGACAUUAGAAGGUGACAUUGUUCAUUCCCUGUCGGCGCAUACAUCCUUUGUGUAUAGCCUGGCCGUCCUCCCCAGUGGAGAUCUCGUCUCCGGCGGCGAGGAUCGCUCUGUUCGUGUGUGGCGUGAUGGCGAAUGCGCACAGACAAUCGUUCACCCGGCUAUCUCGGUAUGGUCAGUGUCAGCAAUGCCCAAUGGCGACAUUGUCACAGGAAGCAGCGACGGCGUGGUCCGUAUCUUUAGCGAAUCCAAAGAACGCUGGGCUUCCACCGAGGAUCUCAAGGCAUUUGACGACCAAGUCGCGAGUCAGGCCCUUCCAUCGCAACAAGUAGGCGAUGUCAAGAAAUCAGACUUGCUGGGGACAGAAGCCUUGUCUGAACCAGGCAAGAAACCCGGAGAGGUCAAAAUGGUAAGAAACGGCGCCAUUGUCGAAGCUCAUCAGUGGGAUGCCGCAAGCCGCAACUGGCAAAAGAUCGGCGAGGUUGUUGAUGCAGUAGGAUCCGGUCGAAAACAACUCCACGAAGGCAAAGAAUAUGAUUACGUAUUCGAUGUCGACAUACAAGAUGGUGUUCCUCCACUCAAGCUACCUUACAACGCAAAUGAAAAUCCAUAUGUGGCAGCCCAACGCUUUUUGGAAAGCAACGACCUACCAACGACCUAUGUUGAUCAAGUUGUGCAAUUCAUCGAGAAGAAUACAUCGGGGGUAAAUCUGGGGUCAAGCGAGGAGUUUGUAGAUCCAUAUACCGGCGCAUCGCGUUAUAGGGGCUCUGGGCCAUCGGCUCAACCCGCUGCUUCUACGUAUUCGGAUCCCUACACUGGUGCUUCGCGCUAUAUCGGCAAUGCGACGCCCUCCGCGCCGUCCUCGGCGCCCUCUUCAGGGGAUCCAUUUACUGGUGCCUCAAGAUACGUGAAUACUCCCCCAUCUCAGCCCUCGUUCUCUGCUUCGCCAUCAAAGUCCAUCAUUCCCGUGUCGAAAGUCCUCUCUUUCAAGCAAGCAAAUGUGGCUGCUAUGCAGGGAAAGCUAUACCAAUUUGACGAAGCUCUACGGCAUGAGAUCUCGACAUCAUCUUUAGCUCUCUAUCCUGAAGAGAAUAGCUGCAUAGAACAAACAUUUGCUUACCUCUCGCACGCUGCUGCGGGAACCACACCCGAAGUCACGCUUACGCGCUCCGAUGUCGACACUAUCUCUCAGGUCCUCGAUCGAUGGCCAACAGCUCAGUUGUUCCCAGUACUCGACCUGGCUCGUUUACUCAGCGGAUAUUGUCCGAAGUUGGUCGGAAGCGAUGAAACUAGAACAACGUUUUUCAAUGCCUUGUUUAAGGCCUCCGGUUGGAUCGAGGAUUGGUCGACGCCUUUAUCCAAGACUAAGGAGAUCAAUAUUCUCCUCUUUCUGCGCACACUGGCAAAUGCGUUCCAGGACAAAGCAUCCGUGGGAGAUAGCACUCAUGUGACAAAUAUCUUCGAGGCUCUGAGCCAUGCGUCGUACGAAGUAUUGACCAAGACCCAGCGCGUUGCGCUUGCCACUAUUCUGUUCAACUUCUCCUGCAUUGCAUUACAGGGGCGUGUGGACCCGACGCUUCGAAGAACACAUCUCCGGCUGACUGACCAAACCUUGCGCCUGGAGCGGAUCGAUGGAGAGGCUGUAUAUCGCAGCCUGGUCGGUCUGGGAAAUAUGCUCUACGCCGCACAAACCCAGGUGUAUCCUCUCGAAGCCGUACAGGCAAGCGAGCUCAAGAACACUGUCAGCGCACUUCCUGCUGUUUUCUCGGAGGAGCGGAUCAAGGCAGUAGCAGGGGAGGUCCUUGCGCUGUUGUAAGCUCGGCUCUCGGCCUCGUUUCGCCGCUCAUGCGCAUACGUUAUCGUUAUGCGAUCGCUCAUAGAACAUGUAUUGUGGGGUCCACACGGUGAAGAUUAGGAUGAGGGUGUUGACGAUAUCCAUACAUGUAACAAUAUCCAAACAUGUAUCGCUCGAUGGUUUUACAGUAACUUUUGUAGACGGUAACAGCAGGGUUUGGGAUUAAGGUUCAAUAUAUACUGGUGUUCACGGACCUUCAAUAGUA